CAUUCAUUGCACCAUGACUAAAAGAGUGCGGGGCUGAAUUGCCCGUUGAUUACAAUUUGAUGUGGCAGCAUUUAUCAUGAUUCGAUGAAAAAGUAUCAUUUCAUUUUCAAUCUCCAUCAUGAUUUCAGCUUUUUGAUAAAAAUAUACCCCCUUUCUCCUACCGCUUCACAAUGGAUACCUCCUCUACCAAUCAAUCAAGUCCUUCUCGUACGGCAACACGUACAUUGGCCAUCUUGACCCAUUCAGCCUGCUCAGAACAUCGUUCAGCCAUUCAAGCAGAAAUCACAUCAAAAGGUUUUGCUAUCUUGAGUGAACGAAAAGAACAAUGGUCAAGUCAAGAUGAUGUCGACUUUUUACACGAAUUCUUGAGGGAUCCUUUAGCCUCGCCUACUUCCAAUGAUACACAAAAUAGGACAUGGAUGAAAGCCUUGACCGAUCAUCCGAUCUAUGUAAUGGUGCUUGAACGCAAUCGUGCUGCUGAAUUAUGGCAAGAGAUGUGUGGAACAAGCAAAGAUAAUUCCGGUUUACGAUCUCAAUACGGAGAAGAUGCAGUAUAUGCGCCUUCUGCACGUCUUGCAAGCCGUCAGAUUGCGAUUUGCUUUCCUGAAUUGGCAACAUCGGAAGCCUUGGCCGCUUUACAGCUUGAUAUAGAAGAUCCACCAAACACAAUUAUGGCGACAGACAGCAAUGGUGCGUUCUUGGUGCGCGAAGAUGAUGAUAUAGUGUAUGACGAAAAAGGCCAAGCAUUUGAUGCUCACAACGGUGAACCGCUAGAACUGCAGGAAGAACUGGUCAUUUCAAAAGAAGCUCUUCCCAGUACUUCCUCAGACGAUCAUACUAGACCUCUCGAGCCACAACGUGUAUUCAAAGCUAGACCUUUGCCUGCCUCACACAAGCAAGCAACCAGUCAACCUCGUCUUUCGCGUGCUGCAGCUUUGAGGAUGGGUGUCGCACUUCCUGAAGCACCAAAGAAGGCCGUCAGUAAUGUAUCUUCUGGUGAUAUGUCCAAUAGAGGUAUUUCUGGCUUACCAAAGGCCAAUGUUGCCAUUCCAAAAUCCCUACAAGCACCAACUAUUGCACCACGAAUGAAUCGUAGUGCAGCUGCUAGAACGAACAAAGGUGGAAGUGUGAGCAAUAAUGCUCAAUCUGCACCUUCUGAAUCAGGAUCUUCGGUAAAAGAACGUAAACCGGUGGAUUUUAGCAAUACACCCGGUCAUAAAAGAGUCUCAACUGGUGGCUUUAAAUUGGCAAGCCUGGCAGCUCCUGCCGUAGCACCACGAUUAAAUAAAGCAGCAGCAGCAAGGACUGGCGGUCAUUCAGGAUCCGCAUCUACACAGUCGCCCGAGCGGAUCCGUGUCCAACGUCCUGCAUCUGUCUCUUACGGGUCCGAAACAAACAAAAGUGAUUCUCCAAUCGUACGUAAACAGAUUGACUUUAGCAAUACGCCAGGACACAAACGGGCAAGCAUGUCAACCAGUACAUUAAAGAGCCUUCAAGCGCCUUCAAUUGUACCAAGAGGUAAUCGGGCUUCUUUGGCCCGUGUUGGUGGUAACGCAAACGACGCAUCCUCUUCACCAGAAAGAAGAAGCGGUACAAACGGAAAGACAACAAUCACAGCCGCAGAUACGACGGGAAAGGAAAAUAGAUCAGGGCGUACGUCUGUUACAUCUACUCAAACCAAUAAGCUACCUUCUGGACGUCUUUCAGUAGCGUCUACGACUACAAGGGACGUUCGUACGAUCUCAGGACGUGCUUCUGUUGCUUCUACACGAGAUGCACGGGAAAGGAAGCCAAUCGAUUUCAGUAACACGCCUGGGCACAAACGUGCAAGUCAAUCGAUUUCCAUAGCUUCAUUAGCACAGCCAACGAUCGCUCCUCGCAGUAAUUCAGCCGCUCAAAAACGCCUAAGUGUUGGAGCAGCCCCUUCGAAGGCGUCAACGGGAACUUCUGGGCGAAUGGCUAUUCGAAAUGGCGCACCUCCUUCUUCUUUUCGCGUUUGAUUAACAUGGCAAAGAGUUUUGUCAAACUUUGUGUUCAUAUGAUAUUCUAUAAGCCCCAUUUUGUGGCUUUUUUGAAUUGCCGUAAUCCUGUAUCUCGGAUUGAUAUUCGCUUGGUCGACUUAUAUCCGAUCUGUAAUUUCUAUGACAAAUUUACGCCGGUGUCAAUUUGAUGGUUGUGUUUAGAAGAUA
This is a messenger RNA of Meira miltonrushii, 2189 nucleotides long. RefSeq lists its product as uncharacterized. The record is from RefSeq and is a predicted model, not a curated record. Lineage: Eukaryota; Fungi; Basidiomycota; Exobasidiomycetes; Exobasidiales; Brachybasidiaceae. The transcript has a single exon. Bases 171 to 2000 code for a protein of 609 amino acids.